CCUAGAGAGGGGACUGCCAAGAGGCCCAAUGCGAGGUAAGUCAUUGAAUUUGUAUGGCCAGCUACUGUGGGUGAAGAGAGAUCGGCCCUCAGCGCACAUGGUGGCUGCGGAGUAGGUCCAGCAUUUCCUCAUUUCUUCCUGUUUCCUCUUGCUCCUCCUCCUUUGUUCAUUCUCUCCCGUCUCUAUAAACAUAUCGGUCUCUGUCGUUACAAACCCCCUCCAAUCCUCACCAUGGGAGCUCGCCGCCGCAAUGUCUUCGUCGGGCUGCUUCUCACCCUCUCAUCCUCAGCCUCCGCCAACUAUGUCGACUAUAAGGAAGUCCCUCUCUACUCCGACCUCGCGCCGUGUGCCAUGAGCGCCGUCAGCUACGCCCUCGAGCACCUCACCCUCAGCGCCUGCCCCUCCGGUAUCACAGCUCUCCAGUCCUGCGCCUGCACCAAGGACAACAACGCCGCCGCUGUAGUUACGACCAUCUCCAAGAGCGUCAGCGCCCAGUGUGGCAGCACCGCGACAGAGGACUUCGCGAGCGCGUCCCAGGUCUUCAAUGAGUACUGCAACUCAGGCGCCAAAGUCACCGCGGCGGCCACCCUCCCCACGCCCGUCUCGCUCAGCAUUACCGACCUAGCCGACUUCUCCUCCCUGGCUCCCUGUGCCCAGAGUGCUGUCAGCUAUGUCGUCGACUACCUCACCUACAGGGCAUGUCCACCCGGUGUCGCAGCGCUGCAGUCCUGCGCGUGCACCAAGGGCAACAUCGCAGCAUCCGUACAUGAUGAUAUAUCCUCGAGUGUCGGCUCCCGAUGUGGCACGACGGCCUCGGAAGACUUCGUGAGCGCCUCGGAGAUAUUCAACCAGUACUGCAAUCCUGGUUCCAAGGUGACCGCGAAGCCCGCAAACCCGAACGCGCUGGCUGUCUACAUCACCGACCUGCCGGCAUACUCAUACCUGGCUCCGUGCGCCCAGAGCGCUGUCUCCUAUGCUGUCCAGGGAAUGUCGGACGUAAAGUGCCCAGAGGGGCCUAGCGCGCUCAACUCCUGCGUCUGCACGAAGAACCAAAACGUUUACGUUGCUAGCUCCUCUAUCGUCUCCGCAGUUCAGAAUAGUUGCGGCAGCACCCACCUCGCCGACAUCUCGUCCGCCCAGGCCGUCCUAGCCGGUUACUGCAAGCUCGGCUCUGGCGUCACCUCCUUCCCAGUCCCGUCGAAUGCCGUGGGAAAGAUGACCUACUACAUCACCGAUAUGCCCAUCUACUCAUCGCUAGCUCCUUGCGCUAAGGACGCGGUCCACGAUGCUCUCACCACCCUGACAUACUACCUCUGCCCAGCAGAUGCGGGACCACUAGCCAGCUGCGCAUGUAUGAAGGACAAUAAUAGCCUCCAAGUCUCCAAGAUCCUCACAGACAGCGUCAAGUACGAGUGCAGCGAGACGGCAAGCGAAGACAUCGCUAGCGCUAUGGAUGUCUACAACGCCUACUGUAGCGCAGCUAAGGGCCUGGCCACCCCCACCGGCAUUACCGCAUCAGUACCAACAUCAAACUACGGAACCGUCCCCGGCCCCGCAACUGGCGGCAACAUCGCCGCCCCAACCCCAACCCCCACCAACGCCGACGGCUCCCCCGCUACCCCCGGUCCUGACGGUUCCACAGGUGGCUCCUCCGGCGACACCACAAACCCCGACGGUACGCCCAAGACAAAGAAAUCCAACACCGCCGCGAUAGCAGGUGGUGUGGUCGGAGGUAUCGGUGCCCUCGCCAUUGGCGCAGGUGCACUAUUCUUCUUCUUGCGCCGCAGGAAACAGAGGCCUGUGUCUGGCCCGCUGCUCGCCCCUGCAUCAGAUGAUAAACCGCCCGGUACGUCGGGGACGAUGGGCCCGGGUGCGACCGAAUUAGCUGGGAAAGAUGAAUGGAAAGGCGCCGGUGGGACGGAGCUCGUUGGUUCCUCCCCCGGGCAACAACACUCCGAACUAGCGGGGUCAGGAUCACCACACGGACCUGGGACGGAGAUGUACGCGUCCCCUGCGCUGACGCACUCUGAGCUCCACGGCGAUGUGAGUCCGGGUGGUCAAGGCUACGCAGGCUCGCAGUCGCCUGGGAGUCCGUAUGGAAGCACAGUUCAUGAGGCGGGCGCGGGACAGGCGAGGCCGGAGCUGCAUGGGUCGACGACCGGGUCUGUGGUUUCGCCUGUUAGUGGCGGAGGGGCGGGGCAGUCACAUGAGAUGCAUGCGUAUCCGAUGAGUGCGACGAUGAAUAGUCCUGUUUAUGAGAUGCCUGCGGAGUAUAGGUCAUCGAAGCAAAUGAUAAACCGAGAAACGGGGGGUUCGAAUUCGUCUAAAAAGAAAUCAGUCUCGUCCAUAUCGGUGCAAGCGCCAUCAUCAAGAAUAUAUUCGUAUGCAAACCAAAACACUGGCGCAGAGGAAAUGCAGGUCAUUGAUCGAACCGGGCACGGGCAUGGGAACUGCAAUACGCAGCAGUACGCCAAACGAACCUCUGCGAAUGAGCAUUAUACCAUCGAGCAGUACGAAGGGAAGUUUUGUACAAGGGCACCCGACUAUGGAAAUUACAGCAACCAGCUAUACUCAGCACAGGUUAGUGCUGGGGCCGUCAGUCUUGGUAUAGAAGUAUCGCCAGCCCUACAACUCUCUCUCGCCGAGCAGCAUGGCAGGUUAAGAGCUAGAGAGCCGACCUAUUCGACUGUUGGAGAGGGAGCGCAGUUUUUAAUGGAUAAUCAGUGUGGAGAUUUUGGGAACUUGGAGGAGACCUCACGGCACGAGCCGUAUGUAGCGUUCGAAUAUGUGAAUGGUGGUUUAAAUGAAGACUUAGCGGGGGUUGGGUCGCAAUUUGAUAGCUGUGGAAGCUACUGCAAGCAUUUAUAG
Messenger RNA from Pseudogymnoascus verrucosus, 2868 nucleotides. RefSeq lists its product as uncharacterized. The record is from RefSeq and is a predicted model, not a curated record. The transcript is spliced from 3 exons. Bases 232 to 2868 code for a protein of 878 amino acids. NCBI's taxonomy places the organism in Eukaryota, Fungi, Ascomycota, Leotiomycetes, Thelebolales, Thelebolaceae.